Erinaceus europaeus (western European hedgehog) is the source of this 1317-nucleotide messenger RNA. It is a transcript of the gene PLET1, whose product is annotated as placenta expressed transcript 1. Gene Ontology annotation, biological process: positive regulation of cell migration; negative regulation of cell-matrix adhesion; wound healing, spreading of epidermal cells. NCBI's taxonomy places the organism in Eukaryota, Metazoa, Chordata, Mammalia, Eulipotyphla, Erinaceidae. The record is from RefSeq and is a predicted model, not a curated record. Bases 19 to 726 code for a protein of 235 amino acids. The transcript is spliced from 4 exons. Gene Ontology annotation, cellular component: external side of plasma membrane; apical plasma membrane.
UCCAAACAGAUCAGGACCAUGGCAAUCCCUGCUUCCACACUGGUACCACCGGGGCUGUUUUUAUGCCUCGGACUGUUGUUUUCCUUUGCCCAUGCUAAAGGUUACAAUAGCAGUUGCAUGGCCUUUAAGGAGAUCAUCACCUCCUCUGCUCCAGGAAUCAAUGUCCAUCCAAAAGUCUAUGAGAGGAACACAAGCUACACAGUGUCAGUUCCUGUGGAUUUGAACAUCACCGCUGUGGUCCUGAGGGCAGUGGACAAGAACAAGAAGUCAGCAGGCUCCUGGGCAGCAGCUGACGAGUACUGCAAUGACAGUGUUGUGUAUCUUGUGAAGGACACCAAUAGCUUGUCCAUCAUGGCCACCUGGGACUCUCCCCUUUCCCCAAACAUAACUACAGUCGAGCUACAAGCUUUUGGUGUUGAUGCAAAAGGAACGGCAAGAUUUUCCUCUCAGGAGCUUAAAGAAGCGAUGACCACGACCUCAUCCUCCAAGAUCUCGACCACCAGACCAACUACAACCAAAACCGUAACUACAACCCCCCAUUCAGACCACACCAUCCUACCCAAAAACACAACCACUAGCCCAGCCCAAACCAAAACAAGUACUACAGCCCGAACCCGUUCCACACCCCGAUCCACCACAAGCUCUGCCAACAGAGCCUUCCUCAGCCCCAUCGCUGAUGCUAUUCAGAUCCUGCUCGUCUUCUUCACCAGCAAAAUCCUCUUCUAGAAGGAAGCUAGGGGAACAAUGGCUCCUACCCCUUGAUGCAUCCUCCAACACUGAACUCCAAGUCAGUGCUCCGACAUUUGUGUGGAAGAUACAACCCUGCAGCCUCUGCUUCAAGUCAAAAGGAAAUGAUCAUUUGGAGAACAUAGCUGGUUUACUCUUUGGUGAACUUGGGGCAGACAGACGCUUAACUGGAUCUUUCAGGAGAUGAAUUAGGCAUUUUGUAAUUACCAAGGCCUGGUCAGGGAGCUGGAAUUCUGAUUCACACUUGGGACAGCCAAUUCCACAGCCAAUCUAAACUUUUGUUGAUUGCCAAAUGAUUCCUGAGUCUCAGUGGAAAGAAUCUUUCCCUCACUCUCAUGAUCUCAGAUUUCUGACCAAGUCCACUCAGGUUACACAGAGCCUUCUCUGGCUCAUGUGACCUAACAAGGAGGAAGGAAAGAACAGAACUGAUGCUACUGGCAACACUAGUGGCACAUGAAGGGUAAGAAACAGGCAUGUGCCCUGCCAGCAGUCAAUGAUAGGGAAAAUAUCAUGGCAUAAUAUAACAUUCUUUUUUGUGUUGUAUCAAAUAAACUAAUACUUCAAACAAGA